GUCAUUACAAUGUGCUGUCUUGCAGUGGAAACUUGUACAUUAUAAAUGCCUCCUACACUAGCGGAUGAUCUCUUAAAAGCCUCUUAGUAAAAUAAGGUUGAAGGAAAUAUUCAUAAAGAAUUAACUGAGGGUGGAGAAUGUUGAGCUCACUUGAUAUAUGAAACCUACACCUCAUCUUCCUGAACAGAAUCCUUGGGCUCAGACCGCAAGAACCAAUGGCAUGGCAGUCACAGAUGUGGUUAUUGGAGUGAUCUUAUCACAGACUAUCAUUGGAAUUUUGGGAAAUUCCUAUCUCCUCUGCCACUAUCUAUUGUUUAACUUCAGGGGAUGCAGGCUAAAGACCACAGACUAUAUCCUGAUGCACUUGAUUACAGCAAACACCUUAAGUCUGCUGUGUAAAGGUGUGCCCCAGGCAAUGGCAGCUUUUGGUUUGAAAGACUUCCUCUGGGAUAUUGGGUAUAAACUACUUUUCUAUCUUCACAGGGUGGGGAGGACAGUGUCCAUCAGCACCACCUGCUUUCUGAGUGUCUUUCAGGCCAUUGUCAUCAACCCUAUAGACUCCACAUGGGCAAAGUGUAAAUUGCAAGCUCCCAGGUACAUUAUUUCUUCCACAUGUGUGACCUGCAUUCUGUCCCUUCUUGCAAACAUUGCUUUUCCUUUGCACACGACUGGAAAAUUUAGCAAUAUAAACAUCACUAUCCUAAAAGACCUUGAAUACUGUUCUGCUGCCCGUCAUGAUAAAGUCAUUGACAUCCUCUAUGCAAUAUUGUUCUCAAGUCCUGAUGUGUUUUUCACAUUGCUGAUGCUUUGGUCCAGUGGCUCCAUGGUUUGCAUCCUCUACAGACACAAGCAGAGAAUGAAGCACAUUCAUAGAAGCAACUACUCCCAGAGGUCCUCCCCUGUGUCCAGAGCCACAAAAACCAUUCUGCUCUUGAUGAGCAUGUUUGUCUGCUUUUACACAGUUUCCUGCCUCUUAGAUAUUCAUUUAACUCUAGUUUAUCAUCCCACAUGGUUCAUGCUAAAUGCUGCCUCAAUUGCCUCUGGGUGUUUCCCAACUGUGAGUCCCUUUCUGCUGAUAAGCAACAACUCCUGUGAACCUUCACUCUGUUUUCAAAGUGCAAGGAAUAGAAAAUAUUAAACAUAAGGUCAACAUGUAAAUUAUUUGCUUCUUAUCAAUGCUUAGUUGUUAUUCUAUCACCUUUCAUUCUCAAUACACUGUUGAAACUAUCACACCAUAAAGCGAGGGUGACACAUGUGUGAACCUACGCACAUAAACUUGUGUGCUAUAUUAAGUGU
This is a messenger RNA of Arvicola amphibius (Eurasian water vole), 1296 nucleotides long. Its product is annotated as vomeronasal type-1 receptor 4-like. The record is from RefSeq and is a predicted model, not a curated record. Gene Ontology annotation, molecular function: pheromone receptor activity. The transcript has a single exon. Bases 158 to 1138 code for a protein of 326 amino acids. Gene Ontology annotation, cellular component: membrane. NCBI's taxonomy places the organism in Eukaryota, Metazoa, Chordata, Mammalia, Rodentia, Cricetidae. Gene Ontology annotation, biological process: G protein-coupled receptor signaling pathway.